Messenger RNA from Gossypium raimondii (Peruvian cotton), 1664 nucleotides. Its product is annotated as glycerol-3-phosphate acyltransferase 5. The coding region runs from base 66 to 1532 and encodes 488 amino acids. The transcript has 2 exons. Lineage: Eukaryota; Viridiplantae; Streptophyta; Magnoliopsida; Malvales; Malvaceae. Gene Ontology annotation, molecular function: phosphatase activity; glycerol-3-phosphate 2-O-acyltransferase activity. Gene Ontology annotation, cellular component: membrane. The record is from RefSeq and is a predicted model, not a curated record. Gene Ontology annotation, biological process: cutin biosynthetic process.
AAAAAAAAAAACCAGAUUUUUUUUUUUGAUAUUUUAAGCAAAAAACACAAAGGAAAAUUUUAGUGAUGGAAUCUGUUGUUUCUGAGUUUGAGGGCACUCUUUUGAAAGACCCAGAUCCCUUUUCUUACUUCAUGUUGGUGGCAUUUGAGGCCUCCGGUUUAAUCCGGUUCGCAUUGUUGUUGUUGUUCUGGCCAGUGAUUCGAUUGUUGGAAAUGCUAGGGUUGGAUGAUGCUCGGUUGAAGUUGAUGGUCUUUUUCGCGACGGUAGGGCUUCGGGUGUCGGAGAUUGAAUCGGUUUCGAGAGCUGUUUUACCUAAGUUUUACAUGGAUGAUGUUGAUAUGGAGGCUUGGAAAGUGUUUAGCUCGCAUGAUAGAAGAGUUGUGGUGACCAAAACGCCUAGGGUUAUGGUGGAAAGGUUUGCCAAGGAGCAUUUACGAGCUGAUGAGGUUAUCGGAACCGAACUUGUAGUAACUCGGUUCGGAUUUGCUACGGGUUUUGUUAAAAGUGAUAUCGCUUCUAUCUCAAGGAGAGUCGCCAAGCUAUUUGUAGACGAUGAGCCUAUUUUAGGACUCGGAAGAGCUACAUCCAGUUUUCAAUUCUAUUCUCUAUGCAAAGAAAAAGUGCAUCCACCAUUUAUAACCAAUCAAAACCUCAACGAUCAACAGCUCCUCCGACCACUUCCGGUAAUCUUCCAUGAUGGCCGUCUUGUCAAGCGGCCGACACCCUCAACCGCUCUCUUAAUCCUCCUAUGGCUUCCAUUAGGCAUCUUACUAGCAACCAUCCGGAUUGUCAUAGGACUAAUUCUUCCAAUGCAAGUCAUUCCCUACAUAUCUCACUUAUUCGGUGGCAAAAUCGUCGUCAAAGGCAAACCACCACCACCCGCCUCUCGUAACAGCCCCGGUGUCCUAUUCGUUUGCACUCAUAGAACCCUAAUGGACCCUGUGAUCUUAUCCAACGUUCUAAUGCGCAAAAUCCCAGCAGUCACAUAUUCCAUUUCACGGAUUUCCGAAAUCCUAUCGCCAAUACCGACGAUUAGAUUAACUAGAAUCCGAGAAGUGGACGCAGAAAAAAUAAAAAAUGAAUUAGCUAAAGGUGACUUAGUAGUUUGUCCCGAAGGAACAACUUGUAGGGAACCCUUUUUAUUAAGGUUUAGUGCCCUAUUUGCUGAAUUAACUGAUCGAAUAGUCCCGGUUGCCAUGAACUAUAGGGUAGGGUUUUUCCAUGCAACAACAGCAAGUGGGUGGAAAGCUUUGGAUCCAAUCUUCUUCUUCAUGAACCCUAGACCGGUUUACGAGGUAACGUUCUUAAACCAACUUCCGAUGGAAGCGACAUGUUCAUCGGGAAAGAGUCCAGAAGAUGUGGCUAAUUAUGUGCAAAGAAUCUUGGCUGCUACGUUAGGGUUUGAGUGUACAAAUUUAACCAGGAAAGAAAAAUACAAAAUAUUGGCUGGGAAUGAUGGAACAGUUUCACGCACUUCCUUCGUUGAUCAAGUUAAGAAGGUGGUGAGGACUUUUAAAUCCUCUUUUCAAUAAAUUUGUUUGUUCUUUUUUUUUGUAUGGAAUAAAUUGAAUUAAAUGAUGUCCUUUUGUUGUACAUAAUGGGAUUUUUUUUUUGGAUUAUUAUUUAUGAGAUUAUUAAUAAUACUUGACUUUCAUGAAACUUAA